ACACAAUAUUUAGUAGGUAGCUGAUUGUUAUGAGAAUAAUAUUAACCUGCUUCGGAGUAGAGACUUAAAAGCUCAGGUCUCCAUGGCUGGGGCGAUGCUAGAUCGAAAGCAAAUGAGGUAAAAAUAGGAAAUUGUCGAGCAUGAUGAAUACGGUUAAAUGGUCAAGAAACAAUCGUGUCCAUUCUUGUAAAAACAAUGGGGCUUGUGUAACUAAGCAUAAAUUCAAAAGACUACCUGUAGCAAGCACGUCAUCAAAAGCAGUUUUGCGUAAAGCGGUUCAGUGAUCAGUCCCUGUCACAGAGUUCUCCAACAAGUUGGUGGAAGAGGACGUGUUGGCGAGCACCCACUGUCCACCGUUCAGACAGUUUAAUGGAUUGUGCCGAGAGAAAGUUCACAACUAAUUAGAACAACCGGAAUUUGAACGGACUGAGAAUAAGAAAAAUGUCCAAUUCAUUGUGUAAAUCUUCAGUGUUUAAGACAUAUCAAGAUGUAAUUGUCGACGUGAUUCAAAACGUGCGAGAUAACUGCUUAGAAGACGGGCUCGACGAGGCUGUUCUUCAAGAGCUCAAAUCCCUAUGGGAGACGAAGUUGGCAGCAAGUAAAGCAGUAGAGGAAGUCAGAGAAGUCGACAAACUCAUUGUGCACAAUAAAGCUCAGAAACUUCAGCAACAGCAACAGAAUUAUCUGAAUCAGAUAGUACAACAACAGAAUCAAGCUAAGCAGUUGGUUGGGCAAGUACCGCCUAACAAUCACAUACCCCAAGGUAUCGCCUUUCCCGAAUGGAGAAGAGUACCGGUUCAGUUAACUAUCCCAUCCUCUCCUGGUUGUGCUACCGGAGAACAAAGGGUUCUGGGAAUUGAGGUGCCAGAAGUAUUCUUGCAAGGUCAUCACCUAAAGUCUAUUUUAACUGGCCCCAUUAUCAGCGCUACUUUGAAUUUACCCCUAGAAGCGGCAACUACUUUCUUGCAAGAUCAAGUAAACAAUGCAUUUUUGAAACACCAACAGUCUACAAAUUUUGUUAAUAUCAAUAUGAACGUAACGCCUUCAAUUGUUCAAACCGAUGGUUGUACCGAAGAACCUAUCAUCAAUUAUAUAGAUAAAGAACAAAUAGGGGGUUACAAGCGUCGUACGAAUGAACUGUUCAGAUCAAAGAAACACAGAUGGAAUUGUAGAAUAUUUGGACAGCUGCCGCUGAUCGCAGAAUUAGUUCCAAAGCCAGAAAUCGAAAUAUCCCCUAAUAUAGGAAGACAUAAAACGUGCAACAAGACCACUCCAACAACAUUUCUGUAUAAAUCAAAUAUUAGCACAAAUAUGUUACACAAGAUAUAUCAGGGAGACGGCAUGCACAGUUCAUCAGAUGACGACGAUCUCGAUGAUGAAGAUGAUGAGAUCAACCAUGAAGAUGACGAUGAUCUUCACGAAGAUAUCGAGGAAGAAACUCAGGAAGUUGCUGAAGAUGAACCACUGAACUCGGAAGACGAUGUGUCUGAUGCCGACGGCACUGAGGAGUCAUUUGAAACAGAUAAUGUCAUAGUUUGUCAAUUUGAUAAGAUAACACGGGCCAGAAACCGAUGGAAAUUCCAUUUGAAAGACGGCAUAAUGAACUUAAAUGGCGAAGACUAUGUGUUUCAAAAGGCAAAUGGUGACGCGGAAUGGUAAUCGACUACCAGUAGACUGGGAAUAUGUAUUUACUGAUGCAAUUGCUGUCUGAUCCCGUUUGUUAUUCCCUUCGCUCCACUAUUGCCACCUUAAAAGGUUAUCUGUACAAGAAUUUUCAAUUAUUGCUGAAGUAAACUUUUCUGUUACAUUUAUUGAAAGCAAAUUUUACAAUGUAGGCUCGGACUAAAUUGGUUAUGUUAUAUAUAUAUUUUAUAAAUUGUUACUAUGCUAUACUUUUAUGACAUUAUAUUAUUAAAGCAA
This is a messenger RNA of Dendroctonus ponderosae (mountain pine beetle), 1920 nucleotides long. RefSeq names its product transcription initiation factor IIA subunit 1. The transcript has 5 exons. The record is from RefSeq and is a predicted model, not a curated record. Bases 442 to 1659 code for a protein of 405 amino acids. Gene Ontology annotation, biological process: transcription by RNA polymerase II; transcription initiation at RNA polymerase II promoter. Lineage: Eukaryota; Metazoa; Arthropoda; Insecta; Coleoptera; Curculionidae. Gene Ontology annotation, cellular component: transcription factor TFIIA complex.